GCUUAGGCCAACACCGUGGAUAAACAUGAAACCUUCAGAGCUGUUAGGCGUUUUGGAAAGGGUCAAAUUCAAAGUUCCCUUGCCACCCGGAGUUUCAACAUCAACGCUGCUGCCAAAAUUAAUACGUACCAAAGAUGUUAAACAAUUGCAGGACGGGACAACACAACCAUCAAAACCAAAAUUAACAAAAUGCCUAAAUACACUGGAUCUCACAUCGUUGGGCAUUGGUUCCUGUUGCGGCACUGGCAUGUAUUUAGUUGCCGGUAUGGUGGCCAAGAAUAUAGCCGGUCCUGGUGUGGUAAUUAGUUUUGUUAUUGCAGCAAUAGCUAGUAUAUUUUCAGGCGCCUGUUAUGCUGAAUUUGGUGUACGUGUGCCGCAUACAUCCGGUUCGGCGUAUAUGUAUUCAUAUGUUGCUGUUGGUGAAUUUGUUGCAUUUGUUAUUGGUUGGAAUAUGAUAUUGGAAUAUUUAAUAGGAACAAGUGCCUGUGCAUGUGCGUUAAGCUCCAGUUUUGAUUCACUUACUGGUGGUGCUAUAUCAAGCACAAUUAGUGAUACAGUGGGUACCAUAUUUGGUAAACCCCCGGAUUUUAUAGCCUUUGGCAUAACGCUAAUGAUGACUGUGGUAUUAGCGUUGGGCGCCAGUAAAUCAGUGAUAUUCAAUCAUACCUUAAAUGCCAUUAAUUUGGCCACCUGGGUAUUUGUUAUGACCGCUGGCCUUUUCUAUGUGGAUUCCAGUACAUGGACGGAGCAUCAGGGAUUUUUGCCAUACGGGUGGAGUGGGGUAUUUUCCGGUGCUGCCACAUGUUUUUAUGCAUUUAUUGGUUUCGAUAUAAUCGCCACAACGGGCGAGGAGGCCCACAAUCCCCAGAAAAGUAUACCAAAAGCAAUAUUGGGUUCAUUGGUCAUUGUCCUGUUGGCCUAUGUGACCGUGAGUUUGGUUCUGACGCUGGUUGUGCCCUAUGAUCACAUCAAUACCGGUGCUGCUUUGGUACAAAUGUGGACAUAUGUUAAUGCACCCAAGUGUAGGGCAAUUGUGGCAAUUGGUGCCACUGCGGGACUGUCGGUGGCCAUGUUUGGUUCCAUGUUUCCCAUGCCAAGGGUGAUUUAUGCCAUGGCCCAGGAUGGUUUGAUAUUUAGACAACUUUCCCAGUUGUGGCAACGCACCAAUGUUCCCGGUUUGGCCACAAUUGGCAGCGGUAUUGCUGCAGCCCUGGUGGCCCUAUCUGUACGCCUGGAAAUCCUUGUCGAAAUGAUGUCCAUUGGCACAUUGCUGGCCUACACUUUGGUAUCCACCUGUGUUUUAAUAUUACGCUAUCAGCCACAUAGUACAUCUCUGAUUGAACUGCUGCCGGCCCAACUGCGAACACCCAUUACCACGGGAGCUACCGGUGAUCCUCGAGCCACUACCGCCGAAGUUAUGGAAUCCAAUAAGCUAACCAUCAAACGUGUAACACGUGGCAUGUCUGACUCGGAUGAUUCUUUCAUUGAUGAAAGUCCCGAUGGUUUUAUGGGUCGUGAUGAUCAAUUUUUGGUAUCCGAUCGUUCGGAAAAUAAAUUCUAUGGCGCUGUACAUGGAGCACCCACAGGGCCGACGGGUCAAGCCAAUGCCUUUGAUACAAUGGGCCUGAAUUUUGUCUCACGCAAAAUCCAUGAAUAUUCGUACCUGUGUCCGGGUUUCUUCCCAUGGAUAAAUCCUGGACAAGCCACCACGGAAAGUGGCAUGUAUGUGACCAAGCUUGUUGGCCUCAUGUUCGGUCUCAUAUUCUUCUUGGAUCUGUUUGCGGCCAUUGGCUGGUCCGGUGGUUUCGCAGCAUUCAUUUAUUUCAUUUUAAUUAUCGGCAUAUUUGUGAUAUUAUUAAUUAUCUCGAGACAACCACAGAAUAGAUAUGCACUUGCGUUCCUCACACCUGGACUUCCAUUUAUUCCGGCAAUUGCCGUUGCCGUCAAUAUCUAUUUAAUAUUUAAGUUAAGCAUCUUAACCUUAGUUAGAUUUACCAUUUGGAUGACCCUGGGCUUGGUGGUAUAUUUCUAUUAUGGCAUUACACACAGUAGUUUGGAGCAGCCAAGCGAUGAAAUGGAAUUGCGGGUGGAUAAAGAUUAUAGUAAAAAUACCAAUGUUGAAGAGAAAGCCGUAUGGGAUCAACCUUCCUUUAUGAACCAAAAUCAUGAACCAGUAUGGGCCAGUAAAGAUAAUACAACAAACAAUCAACAAACUAUUCCACAAAACCGCAAAAGAACUCUAAACCAAAUCCAGCAGCAACCAAUACACACAAUACAACAAGUGCAAGAAAUCCGGGAAUUGGUCAGACCGCUGCAUCUGCUAAUCAAACAGCUGAUUAAAUAUCACCUGAUGUUAAUGGAAAAUACAUUACUGGAUACCCAACAGCUGCAACAUGUUUUGUCAUUGGCCACCCAAGAUUCGAAUAAUCCCGAUUUACGUGAUCGUGGUUUUAUUUACUGGCUUCUAUUGCCAACUUAUCUCGCCAUCACCAAGAAAGUGUUAUUGGCUAAUAAAUAA
Molecule: messenger RNA, 2518 nt
Organism: Musca vetustissima
Lineage: Eukaryota; Metazoa; Arthropoda; Insecta; Diptera; Muscidae
Product: cationic amino acid transporter 2
Exons: 14
Coding region: 26-2518 (830 amino acids)
Biological process (GO): transmembrane transport; amino acid transport
Cellular component (GO): plasma membrane
Molecular function (GO): amino acid transmembrane transporter activity
Source: RefSeq, a predicted model, not a curated record